Molecule: messenger RNA, 1872 nt
Organism: Aspergillus luchuensis
Lineage: Eukaryota; Fungi; Ascomycota; Eurotiomycetes; Eurotiales; Aspergillaceae
Product: putative UV radiation resistance protein (UVRAG)
Exons: 2
Coding region: 1-1872 (623 amino acids)
Biological process (GO): SNARE complex assembly
Cellular component (GO): lytic vacuole; endosome
Molecular function (GO): SNARE binding
Source: RefSeq, a predicted model, not a curated record
AUGGCGCUGCCGGCGACCGCCUGGGGAUUCGCGGACAACGACGACGACACUGGCAGUCGCCGUGAACGACCUGGCUUGUUCCUUCCGAAUCGCAAGCUUCGCCAUCUGCAGGGCGUCUCUGUCCGGAAUCUCGUUGUUAGUCCGCCGAGUCGACCGCGCGGGAAGACCAUCGACGAUGACAACAUCCCCAACUCGCUCCAUACGCCCUUGAAAGCGCUCGCCGAGGAUGCAGCGAAACCCUUACAUCAGUCGCGCUCCUUCACCGAUCUCAAGUCGACCCCCGCCUCCAGCAGCGCAGAAGACCGCCCCCGGAGAGAACAACCACCCCCGUUGCGACAAUGGCAGAGGAGGAACACGCUACCCUGGAAUGGGCCCAAUCCGCGCGCGCGUCAGGUGAAGCUGGAGGAGAUUACGAGCAGCCGUAUGGCCGAUACGUGGUUCUCGAUUCACUGCGACGGGGUCGACGAGCCGGUUUACGUGAGUGAGGUAGUCGAGCAUGCCACCAACCCCAGCUUCCGGUCUUUCGAUCUGAAUAUAUGUGGGCCGGCAAUCGCUCGUCGGGACCAGGUUACGGUGAAGGUCUGGGCACGUACGGCGGCCAUGGAGGAGUACCUGCUGCUGGUGGAAUUGCAGCUGUGUCUGCAGUCUUUACAGUUCCUGGGGAAGUCGCUGGAUAACUUCCAUCAGCCGCUCCCACCGAAUUCGAUCCUGUUUCAUUUCGCAGAUGGCGUCUACACGAAUCUAACUGACCUUCCUCCCGUGGUCGCUUCUAUACCUCCCCGCCACCCCCGAUCCGCCGAUGGUGCCACGUUACCGACGUCGUCGUACGAUGCGCUGAUGCGAUUGGCCAAUUUGGAUGAAUGUAUCCAGGAUGCCCUGACGACCCGAGAUAAGCUCGAGGCGCAAAUCAGCUCGAUAUUAGAGAAGAACCAGCGCGCGCUGACUACGACCAGUAAUGCGUCGCGGGCCCGGGAUAAGCUUGCGCUGGCCAAGCAUGCUGUUGCAGCGGAGCGGAAGCAGCUUCGCACUUUAACGAAGCGGAAGGAAGAAUUGAUCUCCAGUCUUGCAGCGAGGCGAGAGGCCAUGGAGCGUGGACGCCAGACCCAAGCCAGGGCUCGCAGUCAUCUCCCGGACGCGCAAGAGAAACUGGGCUCGAGCGUGAAGUUGCUGGAGCAGAACACGGACGAGGGCCGCGGUCAGAUCCGGCGCAUGUCGGAAGACCUACUUGCGAUUUAUCCUAUUGAACCCAUCCCGGACAAACCGCUGGCUUUCACUAUUGCUGGAAUGGCCUUGCCAAACUCGAAUUUUACAGAUGUCGACCGCGAUGGGGUUGCGGCGGCGCUGGGUUAUACCGCACAUCUCGUGUAUCUGCUGUCGUUCUAUCUGUCCAUUCCGCUGCCAUACCCGGUCAGCCCGUAUUUGUCGCACUCGUUGAUUCAGGACCCGGUGUCUGCGUCGCUGCCGCAGCGAACCUAUCCACUCUACCCGGUGAAUGUGCAAUACCGGUUUGAGUAUGGGGUAUUCCUGCUGAACAAGGACAUUGAGUUUCUCUUGAAUAAGCAAGGGCUGCGCGUGCUCGAUAUCCGACAUACCCUCCCCAACCUGAAGUAUCUGCUGUAUGUGCUCACGGCGGGCACGACGGACAUCCCCGCACGCAAAGCUGGGGGCAUCCGGGGCCUUCUACCUGGGCGAUUAACACCGAGUCUAUCGCGCCGGGGUAGCGAGGCCAGCAGUACUAACGGAGAGGCGGUCUUGCCUCGCAAAGUGGUGGGUUCAGUGAUAAGUGCCAACGGGGAAGGGAUAGCGCCCGACAAGGGAAAGCGAGCCAUGGCGAGUACUAGUUUGGCUGGCGCAGCGCCAUCUGUGGCCUGA